Messenger RNA from Boleophthalmus pectinirostris (great blue-spotted mudskipper), 1554 nucleotides. It is a transcript of the gene scg2a, whose product is annotated as secretogranin II a. The record is from RefSeq and is a predicted model, not a curated record. The coding region runs from base 1 to 1554 and encodes 517 amino acids. Gene Ontology annotation, cellular component: secretory granule. The transcript has a single exon. NCBI's taxonomy places the organism in Eukaryota, Metazoa, Chordata, Actinopteri, Gobiiformes, Gobiidae.
AUGCUCCUCCUCUUGCUCCUUUCUACGUUCCUGGAUCAGUCUGGCAUCAACGCAGCUUCAUUCAGAGACCACCGGCUAAGAGGCGCCGAAUCAAAUGCACCCUCCCCGAAUGAAGACAUGCUAAAAGCUCUCGAGUACAUUCAAAAUCUACGCCAAAACGCUAAAUCGCAAGACCAACAAUCUCCAGACUUUGAAAGAUCUCUGGGACGAGAUCAACAAAGCGUAGAACCACGAUUAGAAGAUAAAAGCGAAGAGUUGUUGCAAGCUGUUUUGAGUACGCUUCAGCAGACAGAAAAAGAGGGAAAACCGAAUUCAAAAAGUGAUAACGCAAAAGUUCAACCGAUAACUCCGCACAAAGAGAUGCCAUUAUUGUUCGAAGACGAUGAAAAAGCCGAUGCUGAGGAUGCCGAAGAGGAAAUGGAUCAUUCAGACAAUUAUAAACGCACAAAUGAAAACGUGGAAGAGAAAUAUACGCCACAAAAUCUGGCAACACUACAGUCUGUCUUCGAUGAGCUUGGUAAAAUGAAUUUCAAUUUCAAUUCCAAGCGGGAAAACAGCGAAGAAGACGAUGGUUUGUUUAAUACAAGAGAUGCUGUAUAUGAUGAAGGCGACUGGGAUCAAGAGGAAGAAGAGGAGGGUAGGCAAGAAUUUGAGCGCGCAUUGGAUUAUUUAGAAGAUACUGAACAAGAUAAUGAACAAGAAAAUGAUGCGAGCUUUAUAACCAAAAGAUCUCAAGACCAAGAUGAAGGCGAGAUGGCGAACCUAGCUGACUUUUAUUUGCUGAAGGUUUUGGAGCAGACGGAAGAGGAGGAGCAGAAGAAAAGGGAGAUCGAAGAGGAGGAAGAGGAGGAGAGGAGGGAGAGGAGCGCGACUGAGUUUAAAAACAACAUCGACCCCAAAAUGAUUUACAGACUUCUACAGAUUUCGCAAAAGUACCAAAUCCCGCCCGAAGAUCUCGUCGAUAUGUUGAGAACCGGCGAAAUUACCAGACUAAAAGUUGCACCGAUUUACACUAAAAAGACCUACAAAAAACCUGAUUAUUUCACCAGAAGGUUACCAAUUAGGCAAAAAACACCAGAGGAGAUGAGAACGGAGAGGGUUUUGAAGAUUUUAGGUUUGUCCGGGGAUCAAAACAACGCCCAAAGUCCAUUCAGAAAGCACUAUACAAAAACCACAUACUCUCCCAUUUGGCGGCAAGGAAGUAUGAUUGCUAGGCAACCACAGCCAAAGCAAAGAUUCCCAACCAAGCUAAAAGACGAUUAUGAUGAUACUGAAAAUGAACUAGCAACAUUUUUAGCAGCGCGUAUGUUGUCAAAAUACCCAACAUACAAAACUAAAAUGAACCAAAAAAGGGAGGAGACAGAGGAGGAGGAAGUGGGGUCAUUUGAGAGAGCGGUUAGGGACUAUUUUGAUCAACUGGACUCGGACAGAAAUGAAAAUAAACAGUCCGACUUGGAGCAGAGAGGAGCAGAGGAUUUCGACAAUGAAGAAGUGAUGAAGUUGCUAAGCUUUGUAAACCCUGAUACUGAACAAGAUGCCAAAAACACAGAGUAA